CCCACAGAAAGGGCUCCAAGUGCCGCCUCUGGCACGCGUGCCAUAGGUUCGCCACCGCUGCUCUAUUUGAUGCAAAAUAGGGCCCUCUCAAACAUCUGCAGGACUGUUCUUUGAGCGGUGGACAUUUCUGGCAUUUCAAUCUUUUCUGCCCCACAAAUAAACGUUCUCCUGUUCCACCCUAACCUCCUUCUGCUGAAUGGCUGGCAUACCUUGGCAUCUUUCCUUUAAACCGAGACCAGCGAAGGAUUGAAGCUAGAUUCCUUCCCAUGGAUCCCAACCGGCCACAGAUGGAAUAUCCGAGUCAUGUCACACCCGGGAAUCCGCUUUUUAUAGCAUCUGGUAGUGGUAGCCCUGCUGGGUUCCAGGAGCUGAUCAGAAGUUAAUGAUUAAAUUGAAGCCUGAUGGAGGCGGAGUGUCUCCCUCUUGUUUGUAUUGAUUAGGUCCACUUGCUUCCCUGUCCAAGGAAGAUUACAGUCAUGGAAACACUUUCUGCUAGAUUCUUCUCGUGCUCAAGAUAAGCUGGCCACAAACUGGUGGUGGAGGAACAAUUGACAGCUAUGUCUGAAUGGGGCCCCUGCCUCCGUUGAUUCUGCUCUAUAUGUUAAACCCAGGUUCUUCAACAGCUUGAUGGGUUCCCUGCAGGUGGUUCAUUGAUCCCCAGUGAAUCCUCCAUCACAAGCCUCUGGAUACCAACAGCCUCCAUGAAGCUAAGCAGCUGCUGCGGCGGAUCUUUCAGCCUCUGACUUGUGUCCCCACCCCCCACCCCACCCCCGGCUAAAAGGAUGAAACCAUGGGCCUGAGCGUCUCCUGUCUGAAAGGCUUCAAGAUGUGUGUAAGCGGGGCUGGGGUCAGCAGCAGCGAGGUGGCGGUCAUGGCUGAGAAAAGACUAAGGGUCCCGGAUAUUAUUAUCACCCCUCCGACCCCCACGGGGAAGGCCCUCUUGAGAGACCCCAGCCUGGAGGGCGAUGAACCCCAAGACAACUGCUGAGCCAGAAGGCAGAGAUGUGGCCUGCUGUCUCCAGGCCAAGGAGAAGGGGCCCUCCCUGGCAUUGCUAGAGAACGUGGCUCUCCACCAUCUUGCUCAGGAACUUUCCCAGCCUCUUGAGUUUUGCAAACUCCUCCCAUUUCUUCUCCCCUUGCCAGGCUGUUUAAAAAUGGACCAACAUCUCCAGAUAUACCUCACUCACACUUGCGACCAUGGCACUGUUGCAGACCCGUAACAGGCAAAAGGUCCUUCAAGGAGUCCUCCAAACCGAUUGUCCACUUGGAAGAAGACCUACGGUAAUGGUUAAGAUGGUGGCACAAUGGAUGGGUGGUGGCUCUCAGGUUCUUGAUAGUGGUGUUGGUCAACUUGGACCCAGCUGAGGUCAUUGUCAGAAGAGAAAGGACACUGACUUACACAGAAAGUCCAGGUCCUCUGGUGGUAUCUAAGAGCAGAUUUAAGGGGAAAUGUGAUGGUUCCAAGAGCAAACAAGGUCAUAUGAAUUUUUUGGGAGGGGGUGGGUUGCUGCUGCUGCUCCAUCUCCUAUUUGGAUGGUCUCUUCUUCUGAGAAACACUUAAGUUCUCAUUGGUUUCUUCUGCUGUGUUCAAAGUGGACCUGGAUAGGGCAACCCUUCCAGCAGAUGUCCCUCUGCAAAGUGGGACCAAAGGCUACUUGAGCAAAACAAUCCAACUUUGCUUUGCUCCAAGAUCCUGAGUCGAUGGAGGAAAAGUGCUCUUGGUUCUCUCGCCUGAUCCUUCUUUUUUGGAUAGAGGUGGUCUCUAGGUCUUAGAAGCAACUAAGGAAGAACCUGGGAAUGUGUUUUAGUAAGACUUGACCCUAAACGGGGAACUUUCCCAAGAGUAAAGAAGCCAUAGGCCUGGUAGGGAAUCAACAGAUUUGUCAUAAUUUUGCUAGCUCAGUUAGGAAUUGGGCUAGUUGGGUGGGGUUGGCAAGGAGGGUUAUGGAGAUUCUGCUUACUUUGAGCUCCUCCAAGAACAGGGUGCUGUACUUGCAAGCCACGUGGUGUGGGGCAGGAUAGGGGCCAUAUCUGACUGUCUCCAACCUAGCAUCUGUCCUCUCCUUUUGUUCUGGGUGCUGUUCUUCUCCUGGUGUCUCUAGAAGGUGCCAAGAUGAAGAAAGCAUGCUAGGCUGAUGCCCUCAGGAGCCAUACUGACUGGGAGCGAUGGUUGCUGUGGUCCAACGCAUUGGAAGGAUACCAGAUUGGAGAAGACAGACUCAACUCACAGUAUAAGGAAAGCAAUGGAACCUUAAUUUCCAAGAAUUCGGUUUUCCAGACCUCUUGCCACGAGUGAAACUCCAUAGUAUUCCAUAGAUGGGUUGACUUCAUUGUACAAAAAUGUGAUUUGCACCCAUUUGCAUCCCUUGUGUCAUCUGCAAUGAUGCACCCUUGAAUUUAGUAGUGUAAUGGAUGCCGCUUUCCCUAAUCAAAACAAGGUUUCAUUAAAAAGGGAGAAGGGAAGUGAUUUUCAUCCAGCCAGAAAGAUUCUCUGUUGGAGCUCCAAGGGAAUGUUGUCUUCCUUGCCACCUCAUGCCUCAAUGGAAAGAAGUCACAUGGACUUCAUUCCCAGCCAAUGAGAGAGAAAAAUAGGGAGUUUGCUAUGGAUAGAAUGUUUGUAUCCAAGCUGAAUGGCAUAAGAAAUCACCGUUGGUUUCCAUCCAGACUGACUUCAUCAAAUCCUUGGUUGAAUCAGAAUCAGACUAGGAUAGAGUUGGAAUGGACCUUGGAGGUUUCCUAGUCCAGCCCCCUGCUCAAGCAGAAGACCCUAUACCCUUCCAGACAAGUGGCCAUCCAGUCUCCAACCUCCAGUGUUGGAGCACUCACAACUUCUGGA
Molecule: messenger RNA, 2836 nt
Organism: Crotalus tigris (Tiger rattlesnake)
Lineage: Eukaryota; Metazoa; Chordata; Lepidosauria; Squamata; Viperidae
Gene: CLMB
Product: chromosome unknown C16orf74 homolog
Exons: 3
Coding region: 791-988 (65 amino acids)
Source: RefSeq, a predicted model, not a curated record